CUGAGAGUUCGACUGUUUGCAGCCAAUAUGUUGGUCUCUUCCCUUCUCGGUCUGUCUCUGGCCGUUGUCGCGCAGAGCAAGUACAUUGUUCCUGGGGCGCGAUGGCGCGAUACAGAUGGCGAAUUGGUCAAUGCGCAUGCGGGCGGCGUUGUUUUCGACGACAAAACGGAGAAGUUCUGGUGGUUUGGAGAGUAUAAGAUUGAGGGACAAGAGGAGGGUGGUGGAGUGUCGGUUUAUAGUUCGGACGAUUUGGCGACGUGGAAGGCUCACGGACUUGCUUUGGAACCCAUCGAAGGACAUGAUUACAUCUCCAAGGAGCACAUCAUCCAGCGACCCAAGGUGGUCUACAGCGAGGAGGCAGACCAGUACCAUAUGUGGUGGCACGCCGACAAUUCCUCCUACGGCUGGCUUCUGCAAGGCCUCGCGACAUCGAACAACGUCUCCGGCCCCUACAGCUUCGUCGACGCGACCGCACCGCUCGGGAACUGGUCGCAGGACUUCGGGAUGUUCACCGACUACAAAGACCACAAGACUUAUGCGCUGUACUCGAACGGCGAUCGCAAGGAAGGACGCGAUGUGUAUCUUACCCGGUAUAAUGACAACAUCACGGCCCUGGACGAGGUGGUGCAUCGGUUUGACAAGUACGAUCUGGAGGCGCCGACGAUCAUUCAGACGGAUCGGAGUUAUUGGGCGCUCAUGAGUCAUAAGACGGGGUACCGGCCUAAUAAUGUCGUUGGUUUCAGAGCGGAUUUGUUGAGUGGACCCUGGUCGCAGCCCUUUAUCGUGACGCCGUUGAACACGCGCUCGUUCAACUCGCAGUCUGGAAACUCCUUGAGGAUCAAGGGCUCCAAGAAGACCACUUACUUGUAUCUCGGUGAUCAGUGGGACUCGAACUCCCUCUGGGAGAGCAGAUACAUCUGGCUUCCGGUCGAGAUUGACGAGAAGAAGAACAGCCUCGAAGUAGUAUGGCACGAUGUUUACGAUCUCAACGUAAAAACGGGCGAAUGGAAACCUAUCAAAGGAAAGACGUAUUCCGCAAAGAAAGCCAAGACCAACGGGGAUGCCUUCAAACAGGAAGCUAACUUCGCCACCGAUGGUGUAAUCCUCACCGGAAUCUACGGCAACGACAGCACUGUGACCUUCGAAGGCAUUGAAGGAACCGGCAAGCCCCAAUGGGUCUCAUUCUACUACCAAAACACCGACGACAUGGGUUUCGGCGACCAACCGGGAGGAAGCCCCGACCGCAUCGGAGGCUCGUGGCAACUCCGCCGGAUCAGCAGCGUCGUAGUGAACGGAAAGACCGAGAACGUGGAGACGCUAUACCAGCGCGAUACGCACAAGGGAAUCAUUCUCUCCACUCCGCUGCAGCUGACGCUGCAAAAGGGAAAGAAGAACACGAUCACCGUGGGGGGCCUGUAUAACGGAUUCGACUAUAAGGGGGCGGAUCUGGAUCGGAUUGUGGUGUAUCCACCUGAGUAGGGUAGAUCGGUGAAGGAAAUGGACUGAAAGAACGUCAUGUCAAGUUGACAUGUCACAUUUUAUGAGCGAUAAGGUUCUUGAGGCCAUUUCGAAUACAAAGUUAAAUCUUC
Molecule: messenger RNA, 1589 nt
Organism: Aspergillus steynii IBT 23096
Lineage: Eukaryota; Fungi; Ascomycota; Eurotiomycetes; Eurotiales; Aspergillaceae
Product: putative beta-glucanase
Exons: 9
Coding region: 28-1479 (483 amino acids)
Biological process (GO): carbohydrate metabolic process
Molecular function (GO): hydrolase activity, hydrolyzing O-glycosyl compounds
Source: RefSeq, a predicted model, not a curated record